Molecule: messenger RNA, 1279 nt
Organism: Prorocentrum cordatum
Lineage: Eukaryota; Dinophyceae; Prorocentrales; Prorocentraceae
Source: the annotation of a GenBank genome assembly
GACGACGUCAAGAGGCGCCCGGGCCUGGAGGCUACCGGUGCCGACGGCGCUGGCGACGACGCAGGAGGUCACAAGGGGGCGAAUUCGGUGGAUGACGUCCGCACGUUGGCCGUGGACUAUGAUGGGGACGGCGAGAGACGCAAGGAGUUGCGGAGCGUUAUCAGCGAGAUCACUGCAGAGUUGUUCGCGGACGACCCGAUCGAGGGCCCCGUCUCCGUGGUGUACCUUGCGAAUGCCAUGUGCCGAAGUGGCGGCGAUCCCAUGGACUCCUGGCUGGGAGCUACGAUCAACAGGCUACGUUCGAUGGAGCGAUUGGCGCUACGGAUUCAAGUGAUCACGGGCGCACAUUCUGUGCCAGGAGCCGCAGCCAACUGGCGUAUGGCGCGGUGCCUCGCGGGCGAGACGGGGCCCAGAGAUGCGGCGGCUCCUGGGCUGCGUAGCUUCGGGGCCAACGGAGCCGAGCGGGGCGCCGAGUUUCUCGGCGCGCGGGCGCGCGGCCUCAGCGGGGCCGACAGGAACAAGGGCGACGGCGAGGGUGAUGAGAGCGACCCCGCCCUGUCGAGGAAGCCGAAGAACCCCGCGAAGCCUUCCGACGCGGAGGAGAACUUGAUGCAGAAGAGGUCAGGUCACCGCGGUGGGCGCGACCGCAGGCGGCGACUUCAUGAUGUACUAGCGAGCGAGGCGAUAGACAGCCUCACCUGGCUGGCGGGCGCAUCCGCGGGGUCUUCUACGGCGUUCCCGUCGGGCGCGCAGCUCGACGUCGCGCAGCGCAUCGAAGGGCAGGUGGUCGACAUUUUGCAGCCGAUGCGGGGCGGGGAGCUGCGGGGCAAGGCGAGCGCGUGCUGCGAGACCGUGUUGGUGCGCGUGAGGCGCUGGAGCGAUGUCCACGGGCACCUUUCAGCGCGCCGGCGCUGUUGCGGAGCUGGCGUAGGACUCUCGGCCUUUGAGCUCGAGGGGGUGGGGGGCGCCGGGGACCGCCUGUGGGCUGCCUUGAUGGCUGCGCUGGAGGACGUGGAGUUCUCGGUCGGGGUGGCGGACGUGAAGGGCGCGUUCCGCCGCGUGCGCCUUCCGCCAUGGAUGAUGCGCCUGUUCGGGCUGCCAGCUUUCGAGGCAGGCGACGUGGGGCUCCGCGGCGCCGAGCUUGAGGGGCACUUGCUGAAGUUCGACGAUUUGAUCUACCCGAUCCCUGAGGCGUUGCCGAUGGGCUGCACGUGGGGCCUAUGCCUGUGCCAGGGCGUGACCGAGCUGCGCUGCCGGUUCGCCUCGGGGCUCCGCGACG